AUGGGCGCCGCCAUACUACGCGCCGUCUUCCGCUACCUCGCCGUCGUCCGCUUCCAGCAGCCCCCUCAGCUGAGCGCCGGCAAGUCCGGGGGCCGCUUCGUCCUAAUUGCGCCCCCUGAAGCCUCGCUCAUCCGAGGCGUGCUGAGCAGCCCGGCCGCGGCUACGAAGCCCGCCCCCGUGGGAGCCGUGUGGCACCCGGCACCUGUUUCUCCGGGGAGCACGGAUCCGAAUCUGAAGGUAGUGAUUUAUGCCGGAGGCGGCGGGUUCGUUUUGGGCUGGGACCCCGACCAGAACUCCGCGAACGUGUCGGCGGUGGCUACCAAGCAUUUCGGGGUUACCAACGUGCUGUAUAUGCAGUACCGGCUGGCCUCGGACAAGAACCCGUUUCCUGCUGCGGUCCAGGACCUUUUCACCACUUACCAGUACGUGCUCGACCUCGGUGUAGCCUCGAGGGACAUCGUCGUCAUGGGAGACUCGACGGGGGCGAACCUCGUUCUUGCCCUUCUUCGCUAUCUAGCUGAACAUGGCCUCCCGCAACCAGGGGGCACAACAGCUUUCUCGCCCUGGGUGGAAGUAACAUCGGAAGCGGUACAGAGAUAUAACCGAUCAACGGCAAGAGGGUACGACAUCCUGGACGUGCCACUCCUGGAGUGGGCACUCGAGGUCUACCGACCACGGGGGAAAACACUGAAGGCGGAAGAAGAAGCGUACGUAUCGCCGUUGAACCACCCGUUCCGGCUCGAGACACCCCUUUUCAUCGACUCCGGCAGUCUGGAGGGAUUCUACGAGUCCAUAAGCAUCUUCGCGAGACAGAUGGCAGAGAUAGAAGGGAACAGCACCCAUUUUAAUACCUCGGUCGGCAUGCCGCAUGAUUUCUUCCUGACGUACCCGAUCCUCGGUACGAAGGAAGAGGCAUCUGCGGUUCUAGAACGAGCGAAGAACUUCUUAGACGGACAAAUCUGA
Molecule: messenger RNA, 963 nt
Organism: Neoarthrinium moseri
Lineage: Eukaryota; Fungi; Ascomycota; Sordariomycetes; Amphisphaeriales; Apiosporaceae
Exons: 2
Coding region: 1-963 (320 amino acids)
Molecular function (GO): hydrolase activity
Source: RefSeq, a predicted model, not a curated record